Penicillium longicatenatum is the source of this 1872-nucleotide messenger RNA. RefSeq names its product putative ubiquitin C-terminal hydrolase. Gene Ontology annotation, cellular component: nucleus; cytosol. The record is from RefSeq and is a predicted model, not a curated record. The transcript has a single exon. Lineage: Eukaryota; Fungi; Ascomycota; Eurotiomycetes; Eurotiales; Aspergillaceae. Gene Ontology annotation, molecular function: cysteine-type deubiquitinase activity; cysteine-type endopeptidase activity. The coding region runs from base 1 to 1872 and encodes 623 amino acids. Gene Ontology annotation, biological process: protein deubiquitination.
AUGCAAGAGAAGCCAACCACGGUUGCCGCCUACGCGGCCGGGGCCUCCCUCGCAGCCGUUGCCUUGUUCUACGUUUUCGGCCCCAACUACACAAUCGACGGUGACGAGUCCAAUGAUAGCAACCGCAAAAAGAGCAUUGUGGGCCUGUCCAAUCUUGCCAAUGACUGCUUCAUUAACUCCGUGCUCCAGGCUUUAGCCGGUCUAGGCGAUCUCCGAGUAUAUUUGAUCCGAGAGUUGCACCGGCGCGAGCUGGACGGGCCGGAGAUUUACAACGCGGUACCGACUGAGGAUGAGCUAUCCCGCGGAGCGAAGCAAGACAAGGUGCGGGAAUUACAGCAGGGGUUGAUUACACAGGCACUGAAGGAGAUGUUGGAUCGGUUGAAUGAGCGACCAAUCUAUAAGAAGACCAUUUCGGCACGGGGGUUCAUCCAGUCACUGGAAUUCGCGUUUCGCACGCGCAUUAGCCGCAAUCAGCAGGAUGCGCAAGAAUUUUUGCAGAUUAUCCUCGAGCGACUCUGUGAUGAGUAUCAUGCUGGUGUGCGCGCGAGGAAAGGUGCUCUUAGUCAUAUUGGCGCGCCGGCUGGUCUGGGCGCGUCAGCGCCAGAGUCUGGAACCAGUGCAUCCGAUAGCCCUUUUGGGGUGGAGGUGCGGAUUGAUGAUGGAUCACCCAAUGGAUUACCAGCCAUCAUUGAUACGAAACUCAAAGAGAUCGAUGAUGAACCGGGAUUUCUAUUUGAGGGCAAAUUGGAGUCGCAGAUUGAAUGCCAGUUUUGCCACUACCAGUACAAACCGAACCAGACGGCAUUUGUCAACCUCACACUGCAGGUACCGCAGAAAAGCUCUACCACGCUCAACGCGUGCUUCGAUGGACUUUUGAAAACCGAAUACAUUGAAGACUUCCGGUGCGAUUAUUGCCGUUUACAACAUGCGAUCGGUAUGAAGACCCAGGAGAAGACUCGGGCGUACUCUCAAGGUGACAAGGAGCGACUGGACCAAGAGAUUGCCCGCAUCCAAGAGGCAUUGGAGAAGGAUCCAGAAAGCGAACUCGAGGGUAUUGAGCUUCCGCCUUCCGAUAUUGCACCGAAGCGACGGAUUGCACGACAUAUGCGCAUCACAGCAUUCCCCAAGGUGAUUGCCAUUCACUUGUCACGAUCGAUCUUCGACCGCAGUAGUUCCAGCAAGAAUGCUGCAAAGGUCUCAUUCCCCGAGCGAUUACCCCUAGGAGGCAUCUUGAGCCAGACAUGGUAUAAGCUCCUGGCAAUUGUUUGUCACAAAGGCAGCCAUCACAGUGGUCACUACGAGUCCUUCCGUCGCAAUCACAUCUACGCCCCAUUCUCCACCCCCGAGGCAUUCAGCUCGUAUGCGCAGAGCCGUGUCGCCAGUGAGAACCCUUCCGAAGCUCCGAGUCCUCGUCUGGUGCCGGUAAAUGCGGACGAUAUAAGCGGUAGCAGUAGUCUUUCCCCUACAGCCUCUGCCACAUCUCUGUCGGGGACUCCAGCCACCCAACUUUCCCCUUCAAUACCUCGCCCUACUACUUCCAGCUCUCGCCGUUCGCUUCAGAGCACCUUUUCCCGAUCUUCCACUCAACAGACUAGCUCAGACAGCAGUCCGACUUUAGAUCCGGCGCGGGCAAGUGUUUCGUCAGCCCCACGAUCUUCUCGGACCAUCCCGCGUUCCUCUGCGGAAACCCCCACGGGGAUCGGAUCACGACUUCGCCGAAAGCGCAAGCCGAACGAUCGCUGGUGGCGCAUCUCGGACGAAAAGAUCAAGGAAUGCAAGACUUCGGAUGUGCUGGGCAUGCAGAAAGAGGUAUAUCUGCUGUUCUACGAGAUUGAGCGGCCCGAAUCGAGCCCUGCCGAAGGGCGUUUGUAA